Messenger RNA from Racocetra persica, 371 nucleotides. NCBI's taxonomy places the organism in Eukaryota, Fungi, Glomeromycota, Glomeromycetes, Diversisporales, Gigasporaceae. The record is from the annotation of a GenBank genome assembly.
AACAGGAGCGUGCCGAAGCAUUAGAAAGAUCAGAAAGUGUAACUCAACAACUUGAUCAUUUAGUUGAAGAAUUAAAAGGAUUAGGUCAUGGUAGUGAUACUAUUCAUGCAACAAUUCAUACAUUCGGUAGCAUACAAAAAUUAGAAAUUAUAGCUGACGAAGAUGAUGAUGGUGAAAGAUUAGCGAGAAGACCAAGAGUUAGGCAAUAUUGGUAUAAAGGCGCUUUACAUAGAGAAGCUGAUGAAAGAUCAUCUAGUUAUUCGGAAUUAUUUUGGGAUUUGAUAUUUGUGGCUGUGGUUAGCAUUUUAGGAACGAAGCUGACGUCUGACAUUUCGCUAAAUGGUUUGCAAAGAUUUUUCCUAACCUUGUAG